Messenger RNA from Megalobrama amblycephala (Wuchang bream), 3501 nucleotides. Its product is annotated as GTPase IMAP family member 8-like. The transcript has 4 exons. Bases 58 to 2055 code for a protein of 665 amino acids. Gene Ontology annotation, molecular function: GTP binding. The record is from RefSeq and is a predicted model, not a curated record. NCBI's taxonomy places the organism in Eukaryota, Metazoa, Chordata, Actinopteri, Cypriniformes, Xenocyprididae.
CACUCACUCACUCACUUACGCUAAUGUAGCUGCAACAGUUUGUUUUUUACUGUCUGAAUGGCUGAUCUGUACAAAAGUGACAGUUGUGGUAUGGACAACAGCAGAAGAUCAUUGAGACAACCUGAUGAAGAUCUGUCAGAAAGUCCAGCACCAUUCCAUAGAAUAGGAAGCAUACGGCAACCUCCAUACAUUUCAGAAAAGCUGAGAGUAGUGCUGCUGGGGUCACACGCAGAUGCAAAAGCCUCCUGUGGAAACAUGAUUCUGCGACAACAGGCCUUUUCAGAGUCACCAUCCUCCCUGCAUUUGUUUGAGGAGCGUGAAGGGAUGGUUUGGAAGAGAAGUUUGGUGGUCAUCAACACUCCUGACCUGCUUGGUCCUGCUCUCUCUCUAGAAAAACAAAAUGUGAAGAGAUUGUUCCAUCUGUCUUGCUCUGGACCUCAUACCCUACUGCUGGUCCUCAAGCCUGGAACAUAUACAGACUUAAAGAAAGAAGCUCUUAAGCACAACAUUAACAUCAUUUUUGGUGAAGGGGCAUCUGAAUAUAUGAUUGUUGUCUUCAUGCAUGGAGACCAGGAGUAUAUGAGUGGUAAAGACUUUACUGACUUUGAAUCAGUAAAGUCUCUAUCACAGACCAGCAGACUUCCACCCCAUCAUCUACAGAGGAAAGGAAAAAAAUCACAGGUGAAGAAACUUCUGAAGAGCAUCGAGAUGAUGGUGAUAGAAAAUGGUGGCCACCAGCAGUUGUGUAGUGCCCCAUUUAGCACAGAGAAGAGCUUGGAGUGUGUGAGGAUCGUCCUGAUUGGAAAAACUGGAGUGGGAAAGAGUGCAACCGGAAACAACAUCCUGGGACGCGACGUGUUUCAAUCAAAGGCCGGCAUGAAAUCUGUUACCAAGAUGUGCCAAAGAGAGACCGGAGAGGUCUGUGGACGACCUGUGACUGUGGUGGACACACCAGGACUCUUCUACACAAGUCUCAGUAAUGAGGAUGUCCACAAGGAGAUCAUGAGAUGCAUUGAACUGUCAACUCCAGGACCACAUGUGUUUCUGCUGGUCAUCGCUGUCGGCCCGGUCACACAAGAAGAGAGAGAAACACUUCAGCUCAUCAAGAUGACCUUCGGACAGAAAGCAGAUGCCUACACUAUGGUGCUGUUCACACGAGGAGACAAUCUCACAGAUCAAAGUAUUGAAGAUUACAUUAAAGAAGGAGAUCCACAUGUCCAACAACUGAUAAAUGACUGUGGAGGAAGAUAUCAUGUGUUCAAUAAUAAACAGAAAGAUCUUGCUCAGGUCGUGAGUCUGUUAAAGAAGAUUGAUAAGAUGAUGAAUAAUAAUAACUCCAGUUUCUAUAAUGACAAAAUGUUUCAUGAGGCUGAGAGAGCAUUUAUACUCAUGCAGAUCUGUAGAAAGAUGGAGGAGGAGAGCAGACGAGAGAGGGAGGGACUUAAAACCAAAUAUGAGUCUGAAAUCAAAGACAUGAAAGAGCAAUUAGAGCAGAAAAAAGCAAAAGUUAGAGAAUGUCUGCCCUUGGAAAGUGAGAACAAACUGAUCAGAAAAAUGACAGAGAACAGAGGCGCAGGAGAUCCCGAACAAAUGCAAGAUCAAUGUGAAUCUAAUGUUGAGGGAACGAAGAUGGAUAAAGGGGAAAAUCAGAUUUCAGAAACAACAGACCUGGACAUAGAGAGAACAGAAACAGAAAGAGAAUCUGAUAAAGAUCGUACUGAAAUAGGCAAAAAGAAAAAGAAUAGAAGGAAGACAUGGAAAACAAAAGAAACAGCAAAUAAAGAGAAAAGACAAAAUAGACACACAGUUACAGGUGAACAUAUCAGCAAAGAUUUACCGAAAAUAUGUGAAGAUGAGAGAAACGCGGAGAAGGAACGUCUGCUUCAACACUAUAAGGAAAUAGAAGAAUGCCGACAAAAGAUGGACGAGGCCAUGAGGAGGUUAAAAGAGACGACUGAAAUGUAUGCUGUAGAAGUCAAGAAUUUUAAAGCAAAAAAUGCUCAGAAAUUUGACAACUGGGAGAAAAACCAUAGGAAACCCUGUGUGCUUCAAUAACGGUCAAAUACAUUUGGUAAACAUACGGUGAAUUCGUUGUUGAAACCUGAUACCACAAUUGUUUACAUUUAUAUUUCCUUAUCAAUCUACACAUCAAUCUACACUCAGUACACCAUAAUUACAAAGUAAAAACAGAAUUUUUAGAAAUGUCUGUAAAUUAAUAAAAAAAAAAAAAAAAACUGAAAUAUCACAUUUACAUAAGUAUUCAGAGCCUUUGCAACAACACUUGAUAUUUAUCUCAAGUGCCUCUCAUUUCUAUUGAAUUUGGAACUAAAAAUUAUUCAGACACUUUGACCUGACCAUGUUUUGAUUAUGUGUUAUCUGACAUAAAUAAGAUUAUUAUUUUCGGACACAUGCAGUUUUACUCUGAGAUCUUGUCAUAUUUUAUUACCAUCUUUUAAACUAUAGUGAAUAAACUGUAUUAAUGAAUGAAAUGUUCAAGGUGUCUGAAUACAUUUUGGUUUGACUGUAUGUAAAUGUAAUAUCUCAGUUUUUUAUUUUUAAUAAAUUUACAAACAUUUCUAAAAUUAUAUUUUCACUUCAUCAUUAUAGGGGUAAAUUACUUUUCCAAUGAAAAUGUUGCAGAUGUUUUUGUGUAAUGACAUACAUAGCCCCGAAAGUCAUUUAAUACAGCAUUUACAAUCUAGAUAAAUCAAAACAUCUUUUAAAUUAUAAUAUUAAGCCAAGUCUAUAAGCAAAGAGUGUUAACAGAAAUCAUAAGUUUGUGGGUUUGUUUUAUCUUCAUUUACUGCAUGGCUCUGGUGUGCUCUCGCUUCACCAGCACGAGUAGCACCUGUCUUCCACACAGAGCUUUCCAAGGGAUUCGAUAUGCCUGAAUGAAGAGAACAUGGUGUUAAUUGAGAAUGUUUUGUUUAUGGAUCAAAAGAAAUAAGAAAUGAAUGUACUAAUAUCCUACUUUAAGUGAAAUGAUUGUUAAUAAUUGUAAAUUAUUGAGUAAAUUUUUUGUUUUAAUGUCUGUGAAUAAAUUUCUUAUUUUAAAAACUGUAGAUUGUGUUGAAGUCAUUGUUAUUUGGUGCUGAAGAAAUGUACAAUCUGGGUACCCCAUAAUCAUAUCAUAAUCAUACAUAUUAAUAGACAAAUUUAAUAUUAUUUAUGAUGGUUGAUGUGCUCAGAUGAUUUUUUAUUAAAAACAAAAGCUAGAAACAAGAUACAGUUUUUACAAUACUAAUUUUAGGUAUCCAUACGGAUCCAGUUUCCAUACCUCUUAUACUAUACUGGGUCGUGGGUGUGCUGGAUGAUUACUGACAUAAGUGGGAUAGUCAUAUUGGAGUAAAGAGGUUAGAAGAAUGUUAUAAUAAUGUUUUAGUUAUUAUUUAAUUUUAGCAAACAUUGCUUGUUGGAGUCCAUAUGCAUUUGAAACCCAAUAGAGUACUCGUAUCCUCAAUCCAUCCAGAAACAAUGAUGAACCCUGCAAAUGGUCCCAAA